Molecule: messenger RNA, 724 nt
Organism: Perkinsus marinus ATCC 50983
Lineage: Eukaryota; Perkinsozoa; Perkinsida; Perkinsidae
Exons: 4
Coding region: 39-545 (168 amino acids)
Source: RefSeq, a predicted model, not a curated record
AGUUUCAUCUCGCUGUUAUUGUCUUCAAUAACACCAGCAUGCUCGUCACCAGCAGACAGGCUGAACAUCACAUCGAUACGAACUUGAGAGUUGGGAAGUUCCACUUGGGUGCUGAUCCUAGAAAUAUUGAGGAUACUGACGGAAGUACGACCACAAGCUCCACGUCUAGGACUAAUCACAUCAAGAACUUUGGUCUGCCGCCUCCGUCGAAGAUCGAGCAUUCAGAAUGCGAAUGGGAUCAUGUAGGGGGAUUUGGUCCCACCAGUUUGCCGGAAAUUUCUGGUGUUGUGGUUGACAUGAAUGCGAAAUGCGUCCCGAAAUCCGCCGAUUCGAUGUCACUGAAGGACCUUCGUGCUGCACUUCAAGCUUCGCACAAGCGUAUGAUGGCCAUCGUCGAGGAGGAGAGAGAAUUAAAUAUGGACGGGAGUGCCUUUACUGGCGCAACUACGACCAAUGGCCUCUGUCAACAGCUCGAAAGCUCUGAAGGAUAUGUCAGGCUGAGACAAUGGGCGGAGCGAAGCGGGUUCGGAAUAAGCGGAAAUUAAUACUAUGAUGUUUGAUUCGAUUACCAGUCAAUGCACGUUGGUGUUGUCAUGUAUUAGAGGUUAAUUAGCAAGUCAUGUCUCAUUGAAGCCAGUCUUAAUCCGGGGCUGAUGCUUAUAGGUGUCGAAAUAGGAAACAUCAUUCUUUACAUAGUAGUCAUUAUCGAUGCCAUUUCUGUCUA